Notechis scutatus (mainland tiger snake) is the source of this 1950-nucleotide messenger RNA. It is a transcript of the gene DIPK2B, whose product is annotated as divergent protein kinase domain 2B. The record is from RefSeq and is a predicted model, not a curated record. NCBI's taxonomy places the organism in Eukaryota, Metazoa, Chordata, Lepidosauria, Squamata, Elapidae.
UUAGGUAGAUCUAAGAGAUGCUAGAGAUGUAUUACCUUGGCUCCAAAUUCCUGCUCUCUCUCCUGGGUUUCACUGUGAAUUGCAGCCUUUUCUUAGAAGCAACAGUUUCUCCCUCUUCAGGGCCCCGAGUCAAAUCCAGCUAUACUUUUGGUCGGACCUUUUUGGGACUUGAUAAGUGCAAUGCCUGCAUUGGAACAUCAAUUUGCAAGAAAUUCUUUAAAGAAGAAAUAAGGUUUGAUAGUUGGCUCUCCUCACAUUUAACCCUCCCCCCAAGCUCUCUCUCCAGUUACCCUGGGAACUAUUCAGAUGACAGCAAAAGUUGGCGACUGGUUGAGAUCUCCCGAUUAACCACAAAAUACCAACAUGAUGAGUCUGAUGAGAGAAUUUGCACUUCUCUUACCCAGUCUAAAAGAUGUAGCAUUGAGAGAGCUCUAUGGAAGACAGAGAGAUUCCAGAAAUGGCUGAAAGCAAAUCGCCUGACCCCUCUCUUGGUCCAGGGACUUCGUACACCAAUGCUUCGCUGUCCAUCACAAAGAUUGUUGGAUCGAAUAGUGCGGCGAUAUGCUGAAGUUCCAGAUGCUGGUAGUGUCUACAUGGACCAUUUUACAGACCGGGAUAAACUACGUCUCCUCUACAUGUUGUCUAUUAACACUCAUCCCAUUAUUUUACAGAUUUUCCCUGGAGCAGAAGGAUGGCCCUUUCCAAAGUAUUUGGGAUCUUGUGGUCGACUAAUAGUAACGACCAGUACAAGACCUAUGAAGGAAUUUUAUGGCUCAUCAUCUGAUGUGACAGCGGAUUUAGCUCUUCAGCUCCUCACUAUUAUUGAUUUCAUGAUGAAUAAUGACCUGAACUAUUUCUUCUACUUUACUCAUGUUGAUGCUGACACAUUUGGUGUUUUCACCAAUGGACAACUCUUUAUCCAGGAUGCCAGCAUGCUAGGAGUCAUUGACAAACAAGAAGGCAGAGACUUGAUGAAUAGACAACAAGAAUACAAGGAUAUAUUUAGCUGCUUAGCUGUGGAUUGUGAGCCUGUGUUCCCUUCCUGUAGUUCCAUCAAGGAAAGCCAGAACCUCGUCAUGAUAUGUGGGAAACUUUUGCCCAAUCUCUUAAAACAAAAAUUCCCAUCACCUCUGCAGGAGAAGAUUAACAGCGCUUUAAGUAUCUGUGCAGACAGCUUUCUUUCUGACCAAGAGAUUAUCACAGCAUCUCAACUGCUAGUAGCCAUUUUGAAACCUCUGCAGAUCUGCGAUUCCCGCUUUGUUUACCGAUAUCCUGAUUGCAAAUAUAGCACAAAACUCUAAAUGAAUAUUUUCUUGGAAUCUUUGGGCUAUAAACUACAUGCUUUGGCUGUGGAACCAUCAAAUUUUUCAGAACAUUAGCACUAGGAUUUGUGUUGGACAUUCACUGUCUUCCAGAUUAAAACUCCAUGGCUAUUUGGUUGACUUUUUGAGGACUCAUAAAGAAUUGUAACAUCCAUGUGAUUACAUAUAUCAAACCUACAUAUUAUUGUUCUUAUUCUCUCAUUUCAUAUUUAUUUCUGUUAUUGAAUUAUUUCAAGAAGAUGUAUUUCUCACAAGGUAGAGAGCCAAUGUAUUUUUUUAAAUUGAUUCUUUCUUAAGUUGCUUCCUAUCCAUUCUAUUCAAUGAUUCAAAACCCAAUUCCAAAUGAUUUUAUAUGAGAUUAUUUAUUCUAUUCAGGAUAGCAAUCUUCCCAUUCUACUUAUAAAAGUGGGGGAGAGGGGAAGCCAAACAAAACCCUAUAUUAGAAUAAACCUACACUUGAUGUACAGCACUGCCAUAUUUUCUACAUUAGUCCUCAACAUUAGUCCAUUCAUUUAGUACCUGUUCAAAGUUAUAACUGCACUGAUAAGAAUAACAAUCCACUUCAUACUUAUUGCAGCAUUCUCAGGACCACAUGAUCCCAAUAUGGGUGCUUGGCAACUGGCUCACA